This is a messenger RNA of Neodiprion virginianus, 1577 nucleotides long. Its product is annotated as acidic mammalian chitinase-like. The record is from RefSeq and is a predicted model, not a curated record. NCBI's taxonomy places the organism in Eukaryota, Metazoa, Arthropoda, Insecta, Hymenoptera, Diprionidae. Gene Ontology annotation, cellular component: extracellular region. The transcript has 4 exons. Gene Ontology annotation, molecular function: chitinase activity; chitin binding. The coding region runs from base 227 to 1459 and encodes 410 amino acids. Gene Ontology annotation, biological process: carbohydrate metabolic process; chitin catabolic process.
UCGUGCCGGAAAACACUUUCCGUACAAUUUACGUGGCGAUAAACAUUUAUGCGACAGAUACGCAGGUUUGUGAGUAUUCAGAUAUAAUCAGCGGACGAAUGUAACUUCAAGGGGGCAGUAUAAAUAUGAAUAUUUUGAAACAUGUGUUAGACAACUCACGAUCGAAUACCGUUCCCAAUGUACUAAGUUCAUUACAGUGAGAUUUGAUUCAUUAUUACUUGCAAAUAUGUGGGUGUUCACUACAUAUUUCUUGCUAUGGCUGAGCGGAUUCACUUCUGCACAUUCCCAUGACUAUAAAGUAUUCUGCUACUUUGGAAGCUGGUCAUUCUACCGACCCGGCAAGGGAGGAUUCAAUAUAUCGGAUAUAGAUCCAACUCUCUGCACUCACAUGGUCUACGCGUUCGUUGGCAUCACCCCGAAUGGCGAAGUCCAGGUGUUGGACGAGUACAGAGACCUCUCCACAGAUGGUGGAUUAGGUGGGUUCGAGGAAUUCAACGCCCUCCGGGAUCAGAACGCUGAAUUGAAAACCCUAGUGUCAAUUGGUGCAUGGAACCAGGGAUCCACGAAUUUUUCCACCGUGGUUAGCAACUCCACACUGCGGUCAACGUUCGCAAAAAACGCACUCGAAUUCGUGCUCAGUUACAAUUUUAGCGGUCUCGACUGCGACUGGGAGUAUCCGGCUCAACGUGGCGGUGCCAAAACGGAUGUCGAGAAUUUCGUUCUUCUUCUUCAGGAACUUCGCGCACUUUUUGACGAGUAUGAUCUGAUCUUGAGCGCGGCCUUGGGUGCCUCCGAAGGCACAGCAAGUAUCUCGUACGAUAUUCCAGGGAUCUCGAAGUACCUCGACAUUGUCAAUAUCAUGGAAUACGACUUCCAUGGUUCCUGGGAUAACUUCACUGGGCACAAUACGCCUCUCUAUGCAGCGAGAAGAGAAAAUACGACAUUCGAGCAAACCCUCAAUAUUAAUGCAUCGAUACAUUAUUGGCUGGAUCAGGGGGCACCAUCUGAAAAGGUAUUGGUUGGUACAGCCAUGUAUGGAAAAACCUGGACACUUGUAGAUUCUUCUGUACACGCACCUGGAGCACCUGUAUCUGGAGUUGGUAAUGCAGGUCCGUACACCCAGGAAAAUGGAACACUGGCCUACUACGAAAUCCUCAAAAAUGAGGCUGAGGGAAACUGGACUGUCGUUUUCGACGAGGAGCAGCGGGUGCCUUAUGCUUACAGUGGUGACCAGUGGGUCACAUAUGACAAUGUCAAAAGCCUCACAGAAAAAGCAAAUUAUGUCAAGUCUUUGGGACUGGGUGGCGUCUCGGUUUGGGCCAUGGACUUGGAUGACUUUCGAGGUCUCUACGGGGAGAAAUACCCUCUUGUUAAAACUCUCAAUAAAAUAAUCAACGAGGAUAGCUCCAGCAGCUCCAGCAGUAAGUCUGACGAAGAUUCAAGCGAUGAAUCAGACUAGAACAGUUCUCGUUAUUAGAAUCAUAAAAGUGACAUUUGAACACGCGUAUGCAAUGAUAUAUAGGUUUAACAGAUUAAUAAAUAAAAAUGUCGUUGAAUUGCGAUGGUUUAAGAAUUUA